Morchella importuna is the source of this 1209-nucleotide messenger RNA. RefSeq lists its product as uncharacterized. The transcript is spliced from 3 exons. The record is from RefSeq and is a predicted model, not a curated record. Gene Ontology annotation, cellular component: nucleus. NCBI's taxonomy places the organism in Eukaryota, Fungi, Ascomycota, Pezizomycetes, Pezizales, Morchellaceae. Bases 1 to 1209 code for a protein of 402 amino acids. Gene Ontology annotation, molecular function: DNA binding.
AUGGGUCGACUAUCACAGAGAGAGAAGGAUGAGCGGGAGGAGCGGAUGAUUUUGGCAAUUCAUCACUACAGAAAGAGUACAGAACCAUCAAUAAGGGCAACAGCAGAGAAGUACUCAAUUGCCUACUCAACUCUACGUGAUAGACUUGGAGGGGCCCAAAGUAGAAAGGAAAGUCAUCGGCAUCAACAGCUUUUAACUGAGCAAGAGGAGAAAUCAAUGGUCCGAUGGAUUUUGAAGAUGGAUGAGUGGGGCUUCCCACCUCACAUAGCAAUAGUAAAGGAAAUGGCGGCUGUAUUGGUCAAAAACCGCACCAGUCAUCGAAAUCUAGGAAAACAUUGGCUUACUAGAUUCCUCGAUCGCAACCCUGAUGUAGCGACUAAGCACAGCAAUCGCUUAGAUCGCCAGAGAGCCUAUGCAUCAAAUCUGGAAGCGUUAAAAGAUUAUUUUCGCAAGUUAAAUGAGGUGACCAAGAAGUUUAAUAUUCAGCCUCAAAAUACUUACAAUAUGGACGAAAAAAGUUUCAUGAUGGGUGUGGCUAAACGCUGCAAGGUGAUCUGUAAAAAGGGGAGGAGAAAUCCGCGAUUGACGCAUGACGGUAGCCGAGUUUGGGUGACUGUCAUUGAGGCUAUCAGUGGUGACGGUCGCACCUUACCACCAAUGAUAAUAAACAAAGGUGAUGGUCACUAUAUGGGCUGGUACGCAGCAUUGAAAGAUAGUGACAAAGCAGUAUUUGGCUACUCCCCGAAAGGUUGGAGUGACCAAAAGCUUGGUUUCGAAUGGCUAGUCAAGGACUUUGAACCCAACUCGGCUAAACAGCUUUUAUUUCCAGCCAGAAAUCUCGCAUUUACAAAGGACAAUAUCCUCAGUGCAUGGAGAAAGACUGGCAUCAUUCCUUUCAAUCCCCGCAAAGUCAUUGAUAGGGAAAAGACCCUGGACGCCAAGAACGCCGAGCUUUCAAAGUUCCGCCCGCCCAUGACAGUAUCCGCAACUCCCAGGACUUCAAGAAGUGCAAUUAGCCUUGCUAGACAAGCAGCGGGACUACUAAAGGGUAAUACAGACAGUGCUCGCCGGCUAAAAGCUAUUAUCACACAGCUUAAUAAAGGUCUCCAAGGUGCCAUCACUGACAAGGAAAUUGGGGAGGAAAUGCACCGACAAUACAAGCAAAGAGUUGAGAAUAAGCCCAAAGCAAAGACAAAUGAUAAGCUGUAA